AUGCAGGGUGAAAACAUUUGUAGUUUUGUUUGGAAAAAAGUGAUUGUGCAUUUGCCAGUUCUUGGGCAUAUCAUCAAAACGGAUGGUAUACGAGCUACCAUUUCAUUAGGAAUAAACUCGAAGAAUGACUUUGGUUUUUAUGACGUAGUUUUCUCUAACGAGAUAGGCUCUGCAUCACUAAGGUUACAGAUGGUACCGAUAGAACCUCCAGCUGUGCCAUAUGAUUUGAAGACUGAACACAUUCAAAGCACAUCUGUUCGCAUUUCAUGGAAGCAAAGGUUUGAUAGUGAGUUUCCGCAGACUUUUGUGAUCCAGAUGAGCGCAGAUAACAUUAUUUGGUUUAAUGCGACCACGGUGUAUGUUGAUACUGAGGAACAUGAGGGGAAAUUCAGUACAGGACUAGAAAAUCUCCAAGAGUCGACAAUAUAUUUUGUACGAAUGUAUGCUUAUAACAAAGGAGGGAAGAGUAGUUUUACCAAGAGCUUUAACUUUACAACACUCACGAAAGACAAAGACACAACUGCUAGCACAGACGACAAGUCUACACUAAUAGUUGGAGUAGUUUUAGGAUUAGUUAUAGUCGCUUUAGCUUUAUAUGCUGCCUAUGUUACAAUCUUACUGAAACGGAAAAGUAAGCUAAAAGAAGACACAAUUAAAGGGACAGAUAUCUCUGAGCAGUCGGACGCUAAAAUGUACGUAAAUAUGGGUUUGCUGACAGAAGACAGAGGCAGCCAAAGUUCAAAGACACAAGCAGACGGAAAUAAAACAAUGGCUGACAGUAAAGAGUUUGAGAAUCAAUACACCGAUCUAAAUAACCAAUUAAGAGAUGUAGGAUCGGCUUAUGAUGCAAUAUCGUCCAUAUAG
Molecule: messenger RNA, 864 nt
Organism: Mercenaria mercenaria
Lineage: Eukaryota; Metazoa; Mollusca; Bivalvia; Venerida; Veneridae
Exons: 5
Coding region: 1-864 (287 amino acids)
Molecular function (GO): protein binding
Source: RefSeq, a predicted model, not a curated record